Acaulospora colombiana is the source of this 1839-nucleotide messenger RNA. Lineage: Eukaryota; Fungi; Glomeromycota; Glomeromycetes; Diversisporales; Acaulosporaceae. The record is from the annotation of a GenBank genome assembly.
AUGUCAGGUUUUGAACUAAUGGUCGAAAGGAUCUCGCCCACUACAGAAAAUCUUCUGGACGCGACCAUAGCCUGGAAUAGCCAACUCCAUGUUCUGAAAACGCCUAUUGGAGCAAAGGAUGCAAGCAGCAGUACUGCAGUCGAUUGUAUGUUGGCCAUAUACGCGAAUAUGUCAUUUUCUCGACAAAAUGUUCGAGUUACCGCAGUAGGCUACGGACUAAAUCCAGCCGGACUUGGAAGCGCAAGAAACUACUGGUGGAGUUCGAAAUCGACACCCCCGAACGAGAAAACUUCACCUGAGGCUCAAGAUCUAUCCAAAGUCGAAACAAGUAGCUCCCCAGAAGUAGCCGCAACGCCUGCACCGAAUGCAGCGUCAGGAACGUCGACCGGCACAUCCAGUUCACAACUCAAAGAUGUUGCGUCGAGCUCGCCGUCAGAACCAGUCUCUACCGCAUCAGGAACGGAGCUUUUACAAGCUACAGACGGCGCAACGGGAACGGUAGCUACAAAUACAGCAGCCGAGGCAGCACAAUCUCUGGAUUCGCUAAACGCGAAUAUUGCUGACCUUGCAGCGGUGGCUAGUGCAGACUACUCUCACCUCUUCUCACUUUGGCCACCUGGGCUUUUCUUGCGCGUCUAUUCCUGGGUGGAACACAUCGUCCCGUACUCUUCCCAUAUCCUAUGCAUGGCCAUUGCCGUUUCCGCCCUUCGUGUGCUCAUUGUACCCCUACAAAUCCGAGCUCAGAAGGCGGGUGCACGCUUUGCUCCUUACCAAGACGAAUGGACGUCCCUGCAAGAGAAGUAUCAGCAGUCGAUAUUGGAAAAGGAUCGAGUGAGGCAAAUGGAGUUGGCACAAAGGAUGUUGGAGAUCAGAAAAGUUGCUGAUCUCAAGCCUUUUGCUGCUAUUGCCCCAGCCUUUGGUGCUAUCUGCCUUGGUAUAGGUAGUUUCCUUGGAGUAGGAAGACUGGUCAUAUACCAUCGCGAAGUGGUCGAGAUGGGUGGAGUCGGCCCCUUGGCCAACCCUGGUGGCUUAUUUGGUACAGGUUUCCUCGAGAACCUUGCCGAUUUUAGCCCUGCUAUGCUGGUCAUUAUGACUGCCAUCACAUGGGUCAGUGGGCGAAGAGCAGCAAUGGACGCGCCGAAAUACAACAAAACCAUGGCCCGAAUGCCAUCUCUCAUGACCCCAAUUGCACUAUUCUUCGGCUACAUAGCGCACUUCUCGGCAGCUCAGAUGAUUGUCGCGUGUACUUCUAUUGGCUUCAACAUUGCUCAGUCCUAUCUCCUCCGGGUUCCUCGCAUUCGUACCAUGGUAGGAAUGAACAUGGUACCGGUUCAGGAUUCCAAGACCUUUGUACACGUACCACUUGUCAGUGCAUGGAGAGAGACCUUCGGGGAUAUCAACAACUGGAGCGAGAAGCAAGCCAUCAAGAAGUUAGAAGCCGAGAGGAAGUUGUCAGAGGAACGUGCCGCACUGAUGAGGUCCAGAGGAAUUCUCGACAAGGACAUCCUGAAGGAAGUGGUAAAUCAAAGACAUCCUCCUCAUCUAAGAGAUCAAAUUCGUCAUAGCUACAGGUAUCUCUCCUGGGAAAGGGACGGGGCUGCCACUGAUGGCGAUAAAGCUUACACCCUUCAAUCAGUCAUCUUCACUUUGCAUCCAUUCAUCGCGUCAACACAUCUGAGCAACAUAUUCUCUGCUUAUCACUGUCAGCCGGUCGAGGAACUAUGGAGGGUGGAGAUGGAAAGGAUCGAAUUUCGAGUCUUGAACCUGACGUCUUCACGGCUGGCCGUCCCACCAAAAAAUCCAUACUCGUCAAGGGACGCCCAAUGGACUCGUCAAUAG